Messenger RNA from Daucus carota subsp. sativus, 1777 nucleotides. RefSeq lists its product as uncharacterized. The record is from RefSeq and is a predicted model, not a curated record. The coding region runs from base 19 to 1605 and encodes 528 amino acids. NCBI's taxonomy places the organism in Eukaryota, Viridiplantae, Streptophyta, Magnoliopsida, Apiales, Apiaceae. The transcript has 7 exons.
AACAAUGACCCUAAAGAUAUGCCUGGUGCUGGUGAACAAGAAGAACCAGAUAUUGAAGUUGAUAAAGAAAAUGGUAAUCCACAGGCAUCAGGAGCAAAGGAUGUGGUUGAAAACCUCCGGGAAAUGGCUCAAGAUUUGAUUGAAACAAAGCUCUUGUUUGACACAGAGCUGAAGUUGGCAUUGGAAAAAGAGCCGGCUAAUAUAGGUCUUCUGGAUAUCCAACAGCUCAUCAAUGAUGUAUUUGGUCAACAGAAAACAAGUAACAUCCCCAGAAACUCCUCGCCAGAUACAGUCUUGGAAGAUGAUUUUGAAUUGAGACGAGAAGAAGUCCAACAAAUUGAUCUUAUUCAUUUUGUCCAAUCAGCAAAAUCAACUGUCAAGACGACCACCUUAUUUGGUGAGGAUGACAAAAAGGAUGAAUACCCAUCCUUUUCACUUGGGAUAGAUGAAGACAUCAAUGGAAAUCAGGCAGAACAAGCUGCUAUGAUAGAAGAAGCUGUUCCGGUAGAAGAAAAUGUGCCAAUUCCAGCAACUGAAAUUACUCCAAAACCAGCAUUAAGAGAGAAGAGUACAAGAGCCUUGAAGAUGGGUCGAUACGGAAAAUCUCCAUUUCUUGAAAGAGUGAUUGACAUCUCUUCAAAAAUAACAAAUCAAGAAUUUGGCAUUUGGAGAUUUAUGAUUCCAAACAAAAAUCCAAUUGAACAAUUGUUCGUCUUCAAUGAUUAUUAUUGCAUAAGGGAAGACAUGCAAACAUUAAGAAUUGGUAAAAAUCUUGCCACUUCAGUUGUUGACACAUGGGCUCUAAUUUUGAAUGAUGCUGAAAAGUUCAAAUCAGAUGACUCCCCACUUCGUCUUUUCUGUACAAUUGGUUGUGUGCAACCAACACUGGAUGCAAACACAUACCAGUUAUUCGCUGACAAUAUGGAUGACAUGCUGAUACAAUUCAACAGGACAAGAUUGGAUAUCGUAGAAAUGGUAUUUUUUCCCAUAUGUGCAUUUGAGCAUUUCUAUUUGAUUUUCUAUAAUAUAAAGAAUGCAGCAUACGAGAUUAUAGAUAAUAUAGACAGAGAAAUUGAUGCACAGAUUUGUUAUGGCGAUAAACCAAGGAUGCUGCAUUUUCACUUCACAGACUACUUGGAAUCUAAGGGUCUCAUUAAUAUAGCAAGAAGACUUAGAAGGUUGACGCCGACCUUCACAAAAAUGACCUGGCAAACAACAAGAAACUCAAUUGAUUGUGGAAUUUUUCUGAUGCGCCACAUGGAAAGUUAUAUGGGAGAUGCAAGAACGUGGAGUACUGAUUUGAAUGCAGAACAGCAUGGCCAGGAAAAUCAACUGAUCAAACUUCGGAUCAAGUACAACAAUGCCAUCCUUUCAUCACAACUAAACCAGAAGAGGAAACAAAUUCUCAAAGAAGGGAAGGAGCUCUACAUUGAAUCUGCAUCAAGGAAACUGGUUAAUCUUGUUAUCCAUUCAUCCCAAUCAUCUCAGGAAGAAAGUCAGUCAAAGAAGAGAAGAGGACAAGUUGAAAACAAGAAAAAAGUCAGAUUCGCAAGAAAUUUAUCAACUACAUUUGAGGAAGCUGAUACGGAGAUGGAUGAAGUUUGAUUUGCAUUUCUUAGGAAUUCUAAAAAACAUAGUUCUGAAAACAUAGCUGGUUAAUUCAAAAUGAUGAAUUUGGAUUUGCAAGUACUUGUGAUUAAUUGUUCACAUACUACUGAAUAUUGCUUUAGCUUGUAGCGAUUAUGGAUUUGCACCAGUAUUUUGAUGAAUCUAUUAA